UCCACCCGAGAGAGAGAGAGAGAGAGAGAGAGAGGGAGAGACAGAACCGGGCCGGAGAGCGACAUCAUGUCCGUGAACGAGGUGUACGCGUGCGCGCGGCCGUUCAAGCUGAUCGCGCUGCUCUGCGUGUUCCUCGCGCUGUGUUUGGACGUCGCGGCGCUCGUGAGUCCCGCGUGGGUGACGGCGGAAGGCUACGCGCUGUCCCUGUGGGAGUCCUGCAGCGACAACGGGGCCGCGUGGACCUGCGCGUCCACCCUCACAUCCGAUUGGCAGAUCGCUACGUUGGUGUUGUUGUUAUCUGGAGCGUCGGUCACGCUGUUGUCGUUUCUCGUUGCUGUGAUUUCACUGUGCAGAGGAACAAACAGGAAGCACUACCGCACCGUCGCUGUGUUUCUCUUCGCAGCAGUGGUCCUCCAGACGUGUGCUCUCGUUCUUUAUCCAAUCAAAUUUAUCGAGUAUAAAAUGCUGCAGACGUACCACGAGUUUAAUUGGGGUUACGGACUCGGAUGGGGAGCUACCAUCUUCAUGCUGGGCGGGGGGAUCCUGCUCUGCCUCCGGACGGACAUGUACGAAGAUGGAAUGUACUGAAGCCUCAACUAAACACACACACACACACACACACACACACACACACACUGUAAAAAGCUGCUAGGUUUGCACUGCAACACUCAAACACAUACUAUCUUAUGCAUCCUUACGAAUGGCUCUGCCUCCAAAAGGUCACACACACACACACACACACACACACACACACACACACACACACACACACACACACACUCAGAGUGAGAUGUACUGGAGAUAAGACUAUAAUAUCCAUAAUUCCCAGAGUGGAUAUUUUGAAAUGCAGACAUGCUACUCCUUAUUUUUCUCUGACAUUUGACCUUUGACCUUUCUUUGCAGCUAAUGUUAGCACAAUGCUACAUUAACAUAGCUGACUAGCUUAGCUAACAUUGUUAAACUACUAGUAUAUUUUGCGAAUUAAUAAGUAUACGUAGAGCUGAUGAAAUGUAAUGUAAUCUAAGAUCCGCCCUUUUUAGGUUAAGCCCCGCCCUCAUUGACACCCACCUCACUCAGCCAAUCCGGGACGAGUGUUUGGUUCACGUGAAAAUAUUUUCACUCUUUAGGAGAAUCUUAACAUAACAACAUAAAAUCUCCAGAUGGACUGAUUUCUUUUUACAGAAGUGUAUUAUAUAGAUAUAUUUAGAGCUAUUUACAUUUAUUAAUUUGUAUAUUUCCUGUGUUGCAUAUCAUUAGAGAAAAUAUCCUCUUGUUUAUGAAGUGCUUAUGUAGCGCACACACACACACACACACACACACACACGAUGUACAGAUGAACCUGAAGGAUAUAUUUUGUGUUAUGAUGUUUGAUCAUAUGCAGGUGUUUUUUAUUUUUUGAUGGAUUUGGGGGAGGAGUUACACAGUGUACGAAUUUAUUUCUCCAUUUUAAUAAUAAAAUCAAUAAAGACUGUUGUUGAAUAAA
Molecule: messenger RNA, 1483 nt
Organism: Pangasianodon hypophthalmus (striped catfish)
Lineage: Eukaryota; Metazoa; Chordata; Actinopteri; Siluriformes; Pangasiidae
Product: transmembrane protein 47
Exons: 3
Coding region: 67-588 (173 amino acids)
Biological process (GO): cell-cell adhesion
Cellular component (GO): cell-cell junction; membrane
Source: RefSeq, a predicted model, not a curated record